AUGAUUGCGUCUUGGUUCGUGGCAGAUCUCAGUCUUCCUCGCAAGGAUGCGCGCGCUCGGCACAUCAUUCAAGCUGUAGGAGCGCGGAGCGAAGCUAAGGCCCAAUCUUUCGUUGAAAAUUAUGCUCCGGCGCUCGCACAAUUGGAAGUAACAUGUUAUGGUUCCUACGAAGCUGUCUACAACGAUCCGAAUGUCGACAUAGUCUACAUCGCAACACCACACGCAUUCCACAAGAAAAAUUGCAUUGAUGCCAUCAACGCGGGAAAGCAUGUGAUCUGUGAAAAGCCGUUUACAAACAACGCACGAGAAACCAAAGAAGUUAUUGAAGUUGCUCGCCGGAAAGGUGUCUUCGUGAUGGAGGGCAUGUGGACAAGGUUCUUCCCCAUUGUGGAAAAGUUCAAACAGCUUCUGCACGAAGCAAAGGCCAUUGGAGAAAUCAAUCGGAUGUUUGUGGAUUUCUCUCUCGACAUGCCGCUUCAGAACUUGCCAUCGACAUCCAGACUGCGAGACGUUGCGCUCGGUGCUGGCGCCCUAUUGGACAUCGGUAUCUACUCUUUGACAUGGGGCCUGUUGAGUCUGGAGCCCCCGGGUAUCCGCGAGAAGGCAGAGAUAAGGGCUAUUCAAACUUUAUCAGACGGCGUUGAUGUUAGCUCUGCCAUUCUUCUCCGGUAUCCCAACGCCCCAGGUGGACGGCAGGGUGUCAUUACCUCGUCAGUGCUUCACAAGACCGAUGUUAUCUUCGCACGGGUUGAGGGAAGUAAAGGUACCGUAUUUUUAAGCGGCAGCGGCGCAUCUACGCCGGAUAAGAUCACGGUCUCCCUGAAGCCAUUACAUGCUGGGCAGGACAUGGCAGACAAAAGUUCAGAGGGCUUUGACAUGCCGAAAAAAGAGUUGAGUUUCGAGUUCCAGGAGAUGUGCGGUGGGAAAGGCUUUUACUACGAAGCCUAUUGCAUUGCAUUGGAUAUUGCUGCCGGAAAGAUGGAAAGCAGUAUAAUGCCUCUGGAUGAGACUUUGAGGGUGAUGGAAAUGCUUGAUACUAUACGAGCACAGGGUGGUGCCAAAUUUCCCCAGGACCCCCCCCAGCAUGUAGGGUGA
This is a messenger RNA of Penicillium angulare, 1095 nucleotides long. Its product is annotated as Gfo/Idh/MocA family protein. Lineage: Eukaryota; Fungi; Ascomycota; Eurotiomycetes; Eurotiales; Aspergillaceae. Bases 1 to 1095 code for a protein of 364 amino acids. Gene Ontology annotation, molecular function: nucleotide binding. The record is from RefSeq and is a predicted model, not a curated record. The transcript has a single exon.